Messenger RNA from Branchiostoma floridae (Florida lancelet), 819 nucleotides. RefSeq names its product chymotrypsin B-like. The transcript has 7 exons. Lineage: Eukaryota; Metazoa; Chordata; Leptocardii; Amphioxiformes; Branchiostomatidae. Gene Ontology annotation, molecular function: serine-type endopeptidase activity. The record is from RefSeq and is a predicted model, not a curated record. The coding region runs from base 25 to 819 and encodes 264 amino acids. Gene Ontology annotation, biological process: proteolysis.
UGGCACUUGUAACACGUAACAAGCAUGAAGGUGAUCUGGGGUUUUGUGGCACUGUUGGCUACUGCUAAUGCAUGUGGUGUGCCGACCUACCCAGCACGCACUGCCGGGAUGACCCGGGUUGUGGGCGGGGAGGAUGCAGCUCCACACAGCUGGCCGUGGCAGGUUUCUCUGCAAACCUCGGACAACGCGCACUACUGCGGAGGUGUUCUCAUCCACGAGGACUGGGUGUUGACUGCAGGGCACUGUCUUAGAUCAGACUUUGAGACACACAAGGUUGUUCUGGGCGAACACGAUCGUAGCAGCGAUUCUGAGUCCAUUCAAGAACUCCAGAUUGAGUCUGCAUUCCGUCAUGAGGACUUUGACUUCCAGACCAUCCAAAAUGAUAUCAUGUUGCUGAAGCUGCGAACGUCGGCCGCCCUUGGUGACCGUGUUCACACGGUCUGCCUGCCGGGCCAGGGGGAGACCCACACCGGGCCCUGCUGGAUUACUGGCUGGGGGCUGAACGGGACCAACGCAGGCGACGGUCUUGCAGCCGUACUUCAGCAAGCGGAGCUGUCCCUAAUCAGUGACGCCGACUGUAGCAGCCUAUGGGGACCGGUCUUCAACCCGUCCUGUAUGAUCUGUGCCGGUGCUGCGGACAAAGCAGGAUGCAUGGGAGACUCUGGCGGCCCUGUCGUGUGUGAGAACACAGCCGGUGGGUAUGACGUCAUCGGUCUGGUGUCGUUUGGUGAACGGACGUGCGACCCCUUCUACCCGACGGGCUUCGCGCGCGUGGCGGCCUUCCGUGAUUGGAUCGACCAAACCAUGGCGCUCAACUGA